AUGAAGCUUGAUGCAAAGAUGCUAAGAUAUAUGAAUACGGAAGAGUUCCGUGUUCUAACAGCUGUUGAAAUGGGGUCCAAAAAUCAUGAAGUUGUACCUACGUCUCUUGUUGCUCAAAUUGCGGGGUUACGUCAUGGCGGUAGUCAUAAAAUACUUGGAGAAUUAGCCAAAAAGAAUCUUAUUUCUAGAGUUGCCAAUGCAAAAUGCAUAUUAACAUAUGGUGGUUAUGACUAUCUUGCCUUGAAGACUUUUGCUAAACGAGGAAGUGUUUAUUCUGUGGAUGUAUACGUUGUUGCUGAUGAAAAUGAAAAUCAAUUUGCCUUAAAAAUACACAGACUUGGCCGAAUCUCAUUUCGAGCAAUAAAAUCAAAACGUGAUUAUCUUCAAAAACGGAAAUCAGCAUCUUGGAUGUACAUGUCAAGAUUAGCAGCCAUGAAAGAAUAUGCAUUUAUGAAGGUUUUAUAUGAAAAUAAAUUUCCAGUUCCAGAGCCAAUUGAUAAUGUCCGACAUUGUGUAGUGAUGGAACUAAUUGAUGCUUAUCCAUUGCGACAAAUAACUGAAGUACGAAAUCCGGGCCAACUCUAUUCUGAUCUGAUGAAUUUAAUUGUUAGGUUAGCCCAACACGGUCUUAUUCAUGGAGAUUUCAAUGAAUUCAAUAUCCUUGUGAAAGAACAUGGGGAACCUGUGUUAAUUGAUUUCCCACAAAUGGUAUCCACUUCGCACCCUGACGCAGAAUGGUUAGCUUUAGCUUAUAUGAGUGGAAAAAUAGUGUAUUUUAACCGCGACGUAGAAUGUAUUCGUACUUUUUUUAAGAGGAGGUUCAAUUAUGAGAGUACGUUGUAUCCAAAAUUUAAACUUGAUGUAAAUCGAGAAUUCAGUUUGGAUGUACAGGUUGCCGCAAGUGGAUUUACUAAACAAUGUCAACAAGAAUUGGAAUCGUAUCAAUUAGAAUUAGCGGAAUAUCCAAAAUCUGAUAGUGAACAAGAACUUGAUGAGAGCACACAAGAUGAAACGGACGAAUCUACCGAGACUGAAAGCAACCCUAUGAAAAAUACCAAUAUUAAUGAUGUAUCAUUAUUGGAGGAUAAUGAUCCCGUGAAUAGUGAUUCUGAAGAUAUUUCAGCAGAUAUCGAAUCAAUCUCAAUAGAAAAUAAUCAAGAUGAAAAUUCAAAUAUUGAUGUUGAGCCUUUAGACAAUCGUAAUUACAAAGUUUAUGAAGGUAUUAAAAAGCCCUCAAAUACCACAAACAAUCGCCUUACAGAAUCCGAGAUAAAAGAACGUGUUGCAAGAUCAUUCAAAAAAACCGCAAAAAACAAAACCAAAAAUAAGCAACAUUCUACAAGAAAUAAUAUUAAAGUCAAGGAAAAAAGAAGGGCUAGAGACAUAGCAAAAUAUGAUGGUAAAGAUGUUGGAAUCUGGGACUAA
Messenger RNA from Cetraspora pellucida, 1425 nucleotides. NCBI's taxonomy places the organism in Eukaryota, Fungi, Glomeromycota, Glomeromycetes, Diversisporales, Gigasporaceae. The record is from the annotation of a GenBank genome assembly.